GACAGCUCCGUGUGUGACAGAUGCCAGGCCAGGGAAACCCGCUUCAUUCAACGCCGGGGAGCGAAGCGGGACGGCGGGGGCUUGUUUUCGGGAUUCUCCGGCUCCGCUGAAGGGAAACCCGCUGACUGGAAAACAUGUCCGGCGACAAGGCGACGGGAUCCUGCAACAGGUUCCAGCCGAACAUCUUUAAUAAGAGCAAAUGUCAGAACUGCUUCAAGUCCCGGGGAGUUCACCCGCUGAACGACAGCGACCUGGAGCAGGCGAAGCCCGUCUACGCCGGCUGGUUGUGUUUGGCUCCUGAGGGAACGGACUUUGAUAAUCCCACCCAGAGGUCCAGGAAAUGGCAGCGGCGAUUUUUCAUCCUGUACGAACAUGGCAGCCUGACGUACGCGCUGGACGAGCUGCCCAGCACUCUGCCACAGGGAACUGUCAACAUGAACCUGUGUACCGAUGUUACGGACGCCGAGCCCCGGACCGGCCAGAGGAAUGCGCUGUGCAUCGCCACGGCGACGCAGGAAGUCUUCAUCCGCGGCGACAGCAGAGAGAUCAUCAGCAGGUGGGGCGAGCAGCUCACUGCGUACCUGUCUGCUAACGAACAGCAGAAUAAGAAACGCCGCAUUGACUCCAAUCAGGACCCCAGCCCAGCCAACAUGGCCGCCGCCCGUCGGAGCGGUCCUGCGUCGGCGGCCGGGCCCGCAGGCCCAGAUGUGCCUCCGGUCCGGACCGUAACCAGAACCAACCCGCCUGCAGGUGGAGGCGACAGCGUGCCGACCCAGCCGGGCCCCGCCUCCUCCCCGACCCCUGUGACCCCUGUGACCCCUGUGACCUCAGGCGGCAUUGGACGCCUGGCCGCCUCGGUCAGCUCCCCGGAGUUAUCAGCCGCCGGCCGUUACGACCAGAACCAGAACCAGAGCAGAAGCCUGGAUCGCUCAGCAGAGCAGCAGCUGGAGCCCCGGAGCGGAGCGCAGAGAGGCGGAGGAGCCGACUGCGGGGCCCGGGCCGGGGCCGGGGCCAACCGGACCGCCAGGCGAGAGAAACUGCGGUCGACGGGAGACGGGAGCCUGCUCAGCGUUCCCACGCCUCAGAGGAGAACCCGGUCUCUGGACCGCCGGACAGCGGGCGGCGCCGUGGCGGCCAUGACGCCAGAUCUGCUGAACUUUAAGAAAGGCUGGAUGAUGAAGCUGGAUGAAGAUGACGAGUGGAAGAAGUAUUGGUUUGUUCUGUCGACGGCCAGCUUGAGGUUCUACAGGGACGCAUCAGCUGAGGAGGCUUCAGACCCGGAAGGAGAAAUCGACUUGUCGACGUGCUACAGCGUGUCUGAAUAUCUGGUCCAGAGAAACUACGGCUUCCAGAUCCACACCCAGACGGCCGUCUUCACGCUGUCCGCCAUGACGGCAGGAAUACGAAGGAACUGGAUCCAAGCGCUGAUGAAGAACGUCCAUCGGGCCGACGCGCCCGACGUGGCCAGCUUACCUGGCCGCCGCCUCACCUGCAGCCCAGCUGAGGUCAGACCGGACGUGACGCAGGACUCCGCCUCGGGCCACGCCCCCAUCCCGCCUGGCCCCACGUCCGGCAGCGAGUCGGACCAGUCUGGGGUCGGAGCUGAAGCCCGGCUGUACGGCGGUUGCCUCGGCAACCGAGAUGCGUCCUGCCUGGAGCUGGGCGACCUGGAGAGGCGCAGGCGGCGGGAGGAGAGGAGGCGACACUACGAGAGCCUGCUGGGCUUCUCUCUGGGGCGGGGCGGGCCGCAGUGCGGCGAGGGCGGCGCCACGCGACCUCUGAGCCCCCAGUCCCAGCUGAAGAUGGAGGAGCAGAUGGCAGAGUGCUGGAGGCGGGUGGAGAGGACGGCGCUGAGACCAGAGAGGACGGUGGCUCUGCCCACCAAGUCCAGAGACGCUCUGGAGACGGAGACGCUGCUGCAGGGCUGCCGGACGCUGGUCGAUGACCUGAAGGCCCAGCUGGCCGAUUCGGAGCGUCGCAGACUCCAGCUGGAAGAUCGGCUCCGAGCCGCCGGAUCCUGUCCGGAGCAGCUGGACCUUCUGGUUCCGUCCGACCCGGUUUUCCACCCUGCAGAUGGGAGCUUGACUCAGCUGAAUGACUCUGGGCGGCUGUGCAGCGACUCCUCGCCAGCUGCCCGUCUGUCCGGCAUCUGGCUGCGUCUCCCAGACGGAGAUUCAGCAGAAACAGAAACGGACCGUUUGGUUUUAGCUGCAGCUGCAGCAGCCGGCCAGCAGGGGGCGCUUCAGGCGUCUGACGGGAGAGACCCGGACGGCCACGCUGCAGUGCAGAGUCUGACCCAGGAGGUGGCGCUGCUCAGCAGCCAGAACCGAGCUCUGGACCAGCGCAACCAGGAGAUGCUGAACCAGCUGACCGAGGCGGACCGGGAGAUCGACCGGCUGAAAGCCGAGCUGGGCCGCUGCCGCAACGAGCCGCUCCGCCGGAACCAGGAGCUGCUGGCGACCUCUCUGGAGGUUCUGCUGCGGCUCAAACACUCAGCAGAACCAAACGGACCAGAACUGCAGCUGGAGCGGUCGGAGCGGACCUGCAGGAAACCAGAGCAGAGAAACACGGAGCUGAAGCAAACAACAGCUGAAGACGUCACUGAGGAGAAACCGGACCAGAACCAGAACCAGGCCGUUUCUGCUGAAGAAAACAUCCAGGAAGUGACAGCAGGAGCGGUGAUGAGGCUGCCGGCGUUGGCGCAGCUGCUGGAGGCCAUCGACAGUUUGGACCUCAGAGAGGAAGAGGAGGAAGCGUUCUGGAAGAUGAAGAGCGACCCGGCCCGGCUGCAGCAGCCAAUAGGAGAGCAGCUGCUGGAGCAGGCCGGCCAUGCGCUGCUGCACCCUGAGGAAGAGGAGGAGGAAGAGGAGGAAGAGGAGAGCUUCGUGUGGGGAAGAGUUUCAGAGAACCGCAGAUUUACUGAUGAGCUGAGGAAGCUGAGAGGCAUCACUCUGAGCAGAAUAUUGUGUCUGAACCGCCUCACUGUCUCCGGCCGCAGCGCCGCAGACAAACACUCCGCUUCCCACCGCGCACCGUCUGCAGCGGCGGACGCAUCCUGCUGCGUUCGGCUCCGCAGGCUGCGGUCCAGAUACCAGAGGAGAGUCUGUUCCAGCUGCAGCCGCAUGGAGGAGAACCAGGAGCUAAGAACCGGAUCAGAGGAUAGGUGGCCCACAGAGGAUGCCCAGGUGAGCAGCAGCUGCCAGACUGAUGGAGGUCAGAGGUCAACAGCAGCGGGGUCAGAGGAAAUGCUGCACAUGGAGCAGAAUGAAAUGAGGCCGCAGGAGACGCAGCAAAGCUCUGACCUCCGAGCCGAAGGGGAGACGCUGCAGCAGCUGCAGGAGGAGUUGAGGCGAGUGAAGGAGCAGCACCAGCUGGAGGUCGCUCAGCUGAAGGCCUCCUGUGAGCGUGGCCUCGUCACCAUGGAGACCUGUCAUCUGAGGGUGGUGGAGGAACUGCAGCGCCUGCACCAGCAGGAGGUGCAGCGCCUCCUGGUGGAGAGAGACAGACUGUUGAAGGAGGAGAGCGCUGCUACUGCGACCGCGAUCAAAGCCAUCAAGAAGGCCCAUGGCGCCGAGCUGCAGAGGGAGAUCCAGAGGAGGAGCCAAUCAGAGAACGGCAACGGAAACUCGCAGCUGGAGGAGAUCCACAGGGAGGAGCUGGCCUCCUUCCAGCUGGAGCUGGACGUUUUGUCCCAGCAGUUCUCCAUGAAGUGUCUGGAGAACGGACACCUGGUCCAGGCGGUGGAGGCUGAGAGGAAGGCUUUGGGUCAGUGUCAGCAGGAGAACCGGGCCCUGCGGAGCCGCAACCAGGAGCUGAGCCGUCACCUGGCAGCAGAGAUCACCAGACUGGGUUCUGUGGCCAAGGAGCAGCUGGAUCUUCUUCCUGUCCAGAUCAUGGAGGCCGAGGUCCGGAGUCUGAAACAGGAAGUGGCGUCUCUGAAGGACGAGCUGCAGGCAGCGGUGAAGGACAAGAGGAACGCAGCGAAGAAACACCAGGAUGUUCAGACGGAGCUGAGCUGCAGCAGAGCCAGAGCCGAGCGAGAGGCGGAGGAGCUGAGGGAGAACCUGAGGCUGGCGCACCGGGCGCUGGGGGAGGCCUCAGCCUGACCUUCAGAACGACCUCCAGGAUGACCUUCAGAACGACCUUCAGAACGACCUCCAGGAUGACCUUCAGAACGACCUUCAGAACGACCUCCAGGAUGACCUUCAGGAUGACCUUCAGCCUGACCUCCAGGACGACCUCCAGGAUGACCUUCAGCCUGACCUCCAGGAUGACCUUCAGCCUGACCUCCAGGAUGACCUUCAGAACAACCUUCAGGACGACCUUCAGAACGACCUUCAGGACGACCUUCAGAACGACCUUCAGCCUGACCUCCAGGAUGACCUGUUCACUCUGUCUGAACACAAUAGGGCUUCCUCUCUGUCAUAUUUUAUAUGAGCAAUACAUUUCUUUAAAGUAUCUAUUUUUUAAGUGUAACUCAUUUACUGUAUUUUUAUAACUUUAAAACGUUGUUUUUACUGAAUGCUCUUUGCUCAAUAAACACUCUGUAAACUUU
Gambusia affinis (western mosquitofish) is the source of this 4555-nucleotide messenger RNA. RefSeq names its product myosin phosphatase Rho-interacting protein-like. Lineage: Eukaryota; Metazoa; Chordata; Actinopteri; Cyprinodontiformes; Poeciliidae. The record is from RefSeq and is a predicted model, not a curated record. Gene Ontology annotation, cellular component: actin cytoskeleton. Gene Ontology annotation, biological process: actin filament organization. The coding region runs from base 135 to 4106 and encodes 1323 amino acids. Gene Ontology annotation, molecular function: actin filament binding. The transcript is spliced from 21 exons.